This is a messenger RNA of Danio rerio (zebrafish), 3744 nucleotides long. RefSeq names its product spalt-like transcription factor 3b (gene sall3b). The record is from RefSeq and is marked provisional. Gene Ontology annotation, biological process: positive regulation of transcription by RNA polymerase II; negative regulation of transcription by RNA polymerase II; generation of neurons. Lineage: Eukaryota; Metazoa; Chordata; Actinopteri; Cypriniformes; Danionidae. Gene Ontology annotation, cellular component: nucleoplasm; heterochromatin; nucleus.
AUGUCCCGAAGAAAGCAGGCGAAACCUCAGCAUCUCCGAUCGGACGAAGAAGGAACACAGUCGGACAAAAGUCCGGAUAACGCACUUCUGUUGAGGGGAGGCGAUGAGGAGGACAGCGGCACGGAGAGCCGCAGUGGGGGCGAAGAGACGCACGUGUGUGAGCGGUGCUGUGCUGAAUUCUUCAAGUGGUCUGAGAUGCUGGAGCACCAGCAGAAGUGCACAGAAGACCCCCCUGUGCUCAUAGUAAAAGAGAAGGAAGAGAAGGUCAUUUCCCGGGGAUCACCGACAGAGUCCCUCUUUAGCGCCCAGAGUGACUCAGCAGAAAUGGAGGCCAGUGAAAUCAACUCCGAGCUUGCGGAGAAAGUCGACGAAAUGCCUGAGGAAACCCAUAUUAUUGACCUGGACGAACAAAUGGAUAUAAGUUUGCCUGAGCAUAAAACAUCGAAUCUCAGCCCUCUACCACUAGACGAUGAAAAUGCCACCUCGCCCCCCGCCCCACCUAUAACCAAUCACUAUGACAUGCCCAGCACCAAUGUGACCCUGGAGAUUCUUCACAGCACUCGAGUGGCUGUUGCUCAGUUUUCCCAGAGCAUUCACUGUGCAGGAUCUGCUGGAAAGCUGAACUCUGCUGCGAUACCCAUGAUUUUGGAGCAGUUGAUGGCACUGCAGCAACAGCAGGUUCAGCAAUUACAGCUCAUUGAGCAGAUCCGCAGCCAGGUCGCUGUAAUGAAUAGGCAGCCUACGCAAGCCGCCCUUAAUCCUGCCUCGAAAAGCCUACCCUCUGACUCUAACACUUACAAUUUCCAGGGCAUCGCUCCACCCCCUGUACUCCCAUUAUCUGGGGUCAUGCCCUCUACAGUGAAUGGGCAGGCCUCUGUAUCCCAGGCAUCUAUGCUUGCGAGGCCAUCAUUGCUGUCUUCCCAACCAAGCACUGGGCAAAUUGGCUCUAGAGCACUGGACAGUGCAACUUCUUCCUUGACAAGUUCCAGCCCUCAUCUCUUCAGCUACAGUGGGGCUUCUCCGCUCUUGCCCACCUGUAGUGGAUCCCUCUCUAAUGUUAGUAACACCCAAUCUGUAAGCACUCCCAGCCCACUAUCAGCUUGCCAGAGUAGCCUCCUUAGCCCUUCUGCCAACCUACCAUUACUACCUCAAAGCCCUCCCAACGGAGUCAUAUUUCCCAAUCCACUGGCCAGUAUUGCAGCCACUGCCAGUGCACUAGACCCACUGGCUGCUAUGAUGAAGCACCGCAAGGGCAAACUGCCCAGUGUCUCCAUAUUUGACAGCAAGCCUAGUUCUGAGGAUCCGUUCUUUAAGCACAAGUGUAGGUUCUGCGCUAAAGUGUUCGGCAGCGACAGUGCCUUGCAGAUACACUUGCGCUCGCACACAGGCGAGAGGCCAUUCAAAUGCAACAUUUGUGGCAACCGUUUCUCAACAAAAGGAAAUCUCAAAGUCCACUUCCAAAGGCACAAGGAGAAGUACCCUCAUGUUCAGAUGAACCCGUACCCAGUCCCAGAAUAUCUUGACAAUAUCCCCACUAGCUCUGGGAUCCCCUAUGGGAUGUCUUUCCCCCCAGAGAAGGCUGGACCUACUUGGUUAGACAGCAAACCUGUCCUUCCAACAGUGCCGUCUUCGGUUGGUCUGCAGUUGCCUCCCACAGUACCAAUUAUUGAAAGCCUAAGUGAUUCAUUUACAAGCACACCCUCAGAAAGGUCUCCACACAGGCCAUCACCAGCAAGAGGUGAACUUGCACCGUCGUCGCCAAAUCCCACUGGCACUGAGACAGAUGUGUCAACCAUUGCAGCCUCCCCUAAAUCAAACAGAGAGGCAGAGAUCACACAGAGUUUCAAUACAGAGGAAGUGCACCUACCGUCAAACAGUUUAAUCAGAAAUGGUAGCAAUUCCAACAUCCUGCUUUCGCAGUCCAUGUUGACAGAAACACCUGUAAAAGGGAAUGUACCCGAGUCCACUGAUGUUCCUUCAGCCAUUAUUAAACCGUCCUCUCCACCACUCAUCUCAGAUCAGUUCAGGAGCAAGUUCCCAUUUGGUGGUCUCCAGGAUUCUAUGCAAACAUCUGAGACAUCGAAGCUCCAACAGCUUGUGGAAAACAUUGACAAAAAGAUGAUGGAGCCCAAUCAGUGUGUGAUCUGCCACCGUGUGCUAAGCUGUCAGAGUGCGCUGAAGAUGCAUUACCGCAUCCAUACAGGAGAGAGGCCAUUUAAAUGCAAGGUUUGUGGGAGAGCAUUCACAACAAAAGGUAACUUGAAGACUCAUUUUGGUGUCCACCGUGCAAAGCCUCCUCUUCGGAUUCAGCAUUCAUGCCCGAUCUGUCAGAAAAAGUUUACAAAUGCUGUUGUAUUACAGCAGCACAUACGCAUGCACAUGGGUGGGCAAAUUCCAAACACACCACUGGCAGAAACCAUCUACGAGAAAGACACAGAUAUGGAGAGUUUUGACAGCAUGAGCACUUAUGACGACGACUGUCUUGAUGAUAUUUCAUUUGAAGAAGAAGGGGAUGUUGUGGAGAACAGUGAAAACACCCUGAGCUCCUUUUCAGAUAGUCCACCACCUAUCUCAUCUCUUCCAUCCAGUAUCUCAGAAUCUCAGAAUGUAGGGGGCGACUUAUCCAUCAAUCUCAGUCAAUCAAAUGGAAAAAAGAUGGUUAGGUGCGACCCUAUGGACAAUGAUCUUCAUGCUCCUCAUACGUCCACUGGUGAGAUGGAAAACCACAGCAUGGGAAAUAGUUUAAUGCCACAUUCAUCUAGCUCUAUUCACAUUCCAACCUAUUCCAACAGUCAACCUGAGGGACAGCAUGAGCAUUCGGUCUCUCUGAACCUCUCUUCUAAAACCCCAGAGGCAGCAGCUAUAGUAAAAUCUGAAUCAACAGACUGUCCUGCAGCAAAUGCAGUCAACGGGGUGACUCUUAAUCAAACAGGAAUCCAGCCUAUCAAGUCUUCAGUAAAGAAAGAAAACCCUUUCAACGUGCAAUGUUUCAGUAAGGAACAUGAAAAUGUUCAAAGGUCUACUGAACAGGAUACUAAAAAUCUGCCAACUGCAGUGAAACUGGAGAUGAGCAUUUGCAGUAGACCAUACAUGCUAAAAGAAGGUCCUUUCCCUGCAUUUGGCCUGCAGUCUCCCACCUCACGCUCUGAGGUGAUGAUACCGGGCGUCACCUCACUCACUGGACCACCUCCACCACGACGGACCCCUAAGCAACACAACUGCAGCGCAUGCGGAAAGAACUUCUCUUCUGCCAGUGCUUUGCAGAUCCAUGAGCGCACACACACUGGCGAAAAACCCUUCGGCUGCUCUGUCUGUGGUCGAGCAUUCACAACCAAGGGUAAUCUUAAGGUGCAUAUGGGCACUCACAUGUGGAAUAACACUCCUGCCCGUAGAGGUAGACGUCUGUCUGUGGAAAACCCAAUUGCCCUUCUGGGCGGUGAUGCCUUGAAAUUCAGCGAAGCAUUUCAGAAGGAUUUAGCCGCACGGGCCAUGAAUGUGGAUCAGAACUUCUGGAGCCGAUACGCAGCAGCUAUUACAAACGGCUUAGCAAUGAGGAACAAUGAAAUAUCCGUCAUUCAGAGUGGAGGAGUGCCCCAGCUUCCUGCUAUCACUGUGGCUACGGACAAGGCUAGCACUGGAAACAGCCCACCAAUCACAGCCAUGGAAAAAACAGGCUUAGAAAGGGGACCCGGACAACACUUCUCCAUGAUGAUCGAUGAUAAAAAAGACAUUGGGAUCAAUUAA